CUUCUGCGCUCCAGCCAGACACCCGUGGAGAUUGCAGUGGUGCACAGUGUAUUCUUUUUCGUCUUUUCGCAGUGCUCAGAACUGCGCGCGGCUAUUAAGAAGAUAUACGAAGUUGGAUCUGCCAGAUCCCCACCUUCGAACAGUGCCGACGUGCCGACCGGCAAACGUCAUUCACUUCCCUGUCCUAGUUUGAUCUCUUCCAGUCGUUGGCAGGAUCUGCUCAACUACCUCCACUCCAUUAUUCCUGAGCAAUCAGUACAGUUGCCUGGUAUGGAUGAACCUGAGGUCAGGCAGCCGCGGAUGCCGGUUUACUUUGAUCAUCUUCUCCUUCGUCUGUUACCCAUCCUGGAAAUAUUCUUCACCUCCUGCCUAGACAAUCCACCGCCCCUCCUUCAACUUGCACGUUUUUGCAAUAUCGUCUCACCUAUCAUGCUCCUCCAUCUCUUCUCCUUUAGGAAGUCAAACCUGAUAGAAAAGGUUUGCUGCCAACUGAUUAUCCGCAGUCUCCUGCACGAACACCAGCAGUUGGCGGUUUGCACCAACCGCGCUUUGCGACGCGACUGCGCGAUGCGCUUUGCAGACCUCGGUGUCUCCGGUCUCUUCUCUCCGCCCGCUUGGAAUCACCUCCAGUCGGUGUUCGAGUGCGCUUUGGCGAAAGCGGAGGCCGCCACCUCACCAGCAGCA
This is a messenger RNA of Dibothriocephalus latus, 684 nucleotides long. NCBI's taxonomy places the organism in Eukaryota, Metazoa, Platyhelminthes, Cestoda, Diphyllobothriidea, Diphyllobothriidae. The record is from the annotation of a GenBank genome assembly.